AUGGAGGUCCAACACAGAGAAUUUUCCACAGGCCCUUCUUCAGUUAUCAGCAAUGACGACGAUUCGGCAAGUCCCCUUCAUCACAUCUCUAAUGGAAGCAACACACCAUCUUCUUCUGAGGGAGGCCCGGAUGCAGUGAUUAUUGGAAUGACAAAGAUUCCUGUAAUUGAAAAUCCUCAAUACUUUGGAAUUACAAACAGUCAACUCAAGCCUGACACAUUUGUCCAGCAUAUCAAGCGCCACAAUAUUGUCCUCAAGAGGGAGCUGGGAGAAGGAGCAUUUGGCAAAGUCUUCUUAGCUGAAUGUUAUAACCUAUGUCCUGAGCAGGAUAAGAUCUUGGUUGCUGUAAAGACUCUGAAAGAUGCCAGUGACAAUGCCCGCAAAGACUUCCAUCGAGAAGCAGAACUACUGACUAAUCUACAGCAUGAACAUAUUGUCAAGUUUUAUGGAGUGUGUGUAGAAGGAGAUCCUCUCAUCAUGGUCUUUGAAUACAUGAAACAUGGAGAUCUCAACAAAUUCCUUAGGGCGCAUGGACCUGAUGCAGUUUUGAUGGCUGAAGGGAGUCAUUUAGCUGAGCUAACCCAAUCCCAGAUGCUGCACAUUGCUCAGCAGAUUGCAGCUGGUAUGGUUUACUUAGCAUCACAGCACUUUGUGCAUCGUGACCUGGCUACUCGGAACUGCCUGGUUGGGGAGAACCUACUGGUGAAGAUUGGAGAUUUUGGGAUGUCAAGAGAUGUAUAUAGCACAGAUUACUACAGGGUUGGUGGCCAUACUAUGUUACCUAUUCGUUGGAUGCCACCUGAAAGCAUCAUGUAUAGAAAGUUCACCACGGAAAGUGAUGUCUGGAGCCUUGGCGUUGUUCUCUGGGAAAUCUUUACCUAUGGCAAACAACCGUGGUAUCAGCUCUCAAACAAUGAGGUAAUUGAGUGUAUUACUCAGGGCCGCGUCCUACAGCGACCUCGUACCUGCCCAAAGGAAGUAUAUGACCUGAUGCUUGGGUGCUGGCAGCGGGAGCCUCAUAUGAGACUCAAUAUCAAAGAAAUCUACACUCUCCUUCAGAACUUGGCCAAGGCCUCUCCAGUCUACCUGGAUAUUCUAGGGUAGAAACUCCUGGCACUUCCUUGUAUGAAGUGUGUGAAUGAAUGUUUCCGUUGCAACUAAACUCCAUUACAAUGUGUUAUUAACUCUGGCAGUAUUAAAUACAAAGAUACGGAGAAGCUUUCAAAGGGCAAGCUGUGUGCAUCUCUUCCUCUGUAAACACAGUAUUGACGUUGUGACUUUACUGACAUAUAUCUCUUCUCCCCUUCUGUUCUCUUUCCCCCCAAUUUCUAUUCAACCAGGCUUCUGCAUUAUUAUAACUCUGCAUAGACAAAGGCCUUAACAACCUGAUCUGUUUUAUCAGCAGAUACUCGGUUUUGCUCAUCACAGCUUAAAUGCCUUGUUGUCCUUUUGCCUUUGAUCUGGAUAAAAAAGGGAAAAAAAGACUCAAACCUUGUGACUUCUUCUGUAUGGAUAUCUGGAACAUCUAUGGAAUUGCCUCUACUUUAUUUGCUUUGACAUCUGGGUUGAAAAUGGAAGUGUCAAGUGCAAUAGACUGGCAUUCUCUAUGGGAAUAAUUAUUUUAUUUCUAGUUGAGGUCAAGCUAAAGGGGAAAAAAAAUCAGUCGGCAUCUUAUGUAAACUUCUCUUUUGAAAAACGAUCAGAUCAGAUGGCAUCCAAUGUAACAUUUUACAAAAUAAUGUAAUUAUUUCACGAAAGAGUAGGAACCUGGUGCUUUGCCUUGGGAGACAUACAGGAAAGUAAAGGCAUUGUUCCUGUUGCGAACUUUUUUUUAAUAUUGAAUGGGGCUUCUGUGUCAACUAGACUGAAAAGUAAAGGUCUUGUUCACAUUUCCCAGAACUGUAUCACUUUAUGCACAAUUAGGAUUCCCCAACUUCACCUUGCCAUAGUUUCUACUGAUGUCACUACUACAAAAAUUCCCUAGUUAGUUUUUGAUAAUGCAAGUGCAUGGUUGGGUAUAUUAAAGUGCAGAAUAGUUUCUAGGGCUCUUUUGAAAACAGGGCUGUAAUACAGCAGCAUUAGUCAAAUAUAUUAUGCCUCAAAUAUGAUGUCUCUGGUUGGGUUGGAAUGGAAUUGAAACCCUACACAUCUGGUGGUAUUAGUUUAGGAUGCCCAAGAUGUGGGAAAAGCUAGACAUGGAUAAUAUAGAGGUGGCAACAUGAUGUUUUAUCAGCACUUACUGAUCCUUGUCCUCCUAUUCAUCUUCUGUCUAUCCUUGUCAGGCACAAGCAACCAGAACCACUCAUAAAUAGCUGAAGUAAACAACUUUAUUGAUUUCUACCUAUAUUACAAGAUUUUCCCCAGACUGCCUUCCCCUGGGAAUGACCAGAGCUUCAUGAAACUUGGGUGGAGAUCAAUCUAUGACUCUUGUGGCUGUACAAGGACUCUAAGCUAGGCCCCUGCUUGAUCUCUCCUUCCAGCCGACCUGGCAAUUUCCCAACAAUCUUUUCCCCAAACUUAGCAUACAUUUUUAUCAGUUAAUACUCCACUAUUCAUUCUGAAUAAAGUCCCACAUCUCAUUGCACACUCAAGUAAGCAUAAUAAAUUCCUAUAUUUAAUUGUAAUAAAACUGCUGCUGUGAAACAUAUGUAUUGUUACAUGUGCAAUAGGGUCAUGCAACAAUAUUGAAUAUUUAUUACUGAUGUGAAAUAGGACAUAUUUAAGAAACUCUGGAGAAAAGUCAGCAAAAAUAAGAAUGAGAACCAGUUACUGGUUGAUCAGAUAAUCGGAUAUUGAAUGUUGAGAAUGGCCAUCCUUUCAUUUAGGAGUGAAAGGUAUUAUACUAUAUAGCUAACAAAACAUAUUACAUAUAGACUUGGAAGGUUUAGGAUAUACAUGUCAAGUUAUUUUUAUUAUAAGAUAUCAUGAUGAAAUAAAUUCAAAACUGCUACAAAAAUGUGGAGGGGAUAUUUUAAAUCACUAAAGGAGAGCAUCAAUAUAGAGCUCCUAAAUGUUUUGUAAUUGUAAUAUUAUUUUAAAGACUUGACACUUAUUUUUCUAAUUGUUUCCAGAAUAAUUUUAAAUGUGUUUGACUUACAUUUCUUCUUUUAAUGCACCCUUUUGCAAUCUAGAAAGAUGUUGAUCUU
Ahaetulla prasina is the source of this 3146-nucleotide messenger RNA. Its product is annotated as BDNF/NT-3 growth factors receptor. Bases 1 to 1104 code for a protein of 367 amino acids. Gene Ontology annotation, biological process: cell surface receptor protein tyrosine kinase signaling pathway; positive regulation of kinase activity; protein phosphorylation. The transcript is spliced from 7 exons. Gene Ontology annotation, molecular function: ATP binding; brain-derived neurotrophic factor binding; brain-derived neurotrophic factor receptor activity. The record is from RefSeq and is a predicted model, not a curated record. Lineage: Eukaryota; Metazoa; Chordata; Lepidosauria; Squamata; Colubridae. Gene Ontology annotation, cellular component: membrane; signaling receptor complex; axon.